UCGGAUAAAUAUCUACGACUUUCGUUCUUUAAUUCGUUUUGCUAGCAACACAUCUCGAAUGCAGCUCAGUCGGCUAACUGGCAUUUUGCUUCUUGCCCUAUUCGUCUGCUUUCUCUUCAGCGAAAGCGACGGAUGGCGUCGGAGGAGAAGGAGGAGGAGACGCAGUUGCACUAGGACCAACUGUGCAGUCAAUAACUGGUCAUCGUGGUCGCGUUGCAAUGCGAGAUGUGGUAAGCGUGGCUACCGAUAUCGCUACCGGUCCAAGUAUCGUUCUGCUAGCUGCGGAGGAUCUUGCAAUCUCAACAACAAUCUAGAGUAUACAUCGUGCAAUGGACCAUGUUGUCGAGUCAAUUGUGCGUUGAACAAUUGGAGCAGAUGGACUGCCUGUAGCGGAUGCGGAAUCUCCAGUCAGCACCGCUAUCGCACUGUGGCAAGAAGUGCAUCUUGUGGAGGCAGCCGCUGCUCAAAUUAUCGACAGAUGACGAGAGGGUGCGCCACCGGUCGCUGUUGUGCCGUCAACUGCAACGCAAACAACUGGGGCAGCUGGGGAUCGUGUAGCGGCUCCUGCGGAUCUUACGGUACUCGGUACCGUACGAGGAGCGUCAGCCGGCAGAGUCAGUGCGGAGGACGAAACUGCGGCAGUUUGUUACAAUCGCAAGGGCAGGCUGCUGUCGCUCUAACUGCGCCGUGUCGGGUUGGUCCGGCUGGAGUAUCUGCAGCAGUUCGUGUGGCAGUGGCCACAGAAGUAAACUCGUGGAACGGCUACGGUUCGUGCCAGCCGAACAACGGUCGCUGCGGUAGUGGCAUACAGUACAGAUACAGGAGUGUGAAGAUCACGAAGCUAUGUAGAGGAAGCAAUUGUCCAGCUUCGUCUCAAGCAAAAACCUGUUACGCUGGGUGUUGCCCCGUAAAUUGUCAAGUUGGCUCUUGGGGCGGCUGGGGAUCUUGCUCGGCAGUCUGUGGAAAUGGCUUAAGGUACCGUUCGCGUUCGAUAACGAAGAGUGCUAGUUGCGGUGGCAGCUCUUGCCCUAGUACCUCAGAAGCAAAGUCGUGCUUUGAAACAAACGUAGUGCCAUGUCAGGUGUCUGGAUGGUCCGGAUGGACUACGUGCAGCAAUCUGUGUGGAAAGGGAUCGCAAACUCGCUCUCGACGAGUGACCGUGAAAGCAAAGUGUGGCGGAUCUUGUCAGAGUCUUUCACAAACACGUUCCUGCACGUCCUACACAUCAAGCAAAGAUUGCAAAGUAAACUCGUGGGGCAAUUUCGGUUCCUGCACACAAAACUGCGGAGUAGGACGGCAGUAUCGAUACCGAACUGUUUCACAACAAGCUGCUUGUACUGGCAGAGCCUGUCCCGUGCUUACUGACAGUCGAUCUUGUGGUCAGACAAAUGGAGGCUGUCAACAGUUAUGUUCGAGCGGCUCGUGUUCUUGUCAUUCCGGCUAUCUUCUCAAGUCGGACAAGAAGACGUGCCAGGCGCGUUCGUGUGGAACGCCGACGGUCAAAUAUUGUCCCAGCGGUACCAAGUACGGCACGACGUGCAAGUAUCCGGCGUUUUCUUGUAGUGCUCUCACCUACCAGAAGACGUGCACGGUCGGUUGUGCGACGGGAUACGAGCUGAAAGAUGGACCGUCAACGAUCAUUUGUUUGUCAUCGGGCACGUGGACACCGUAUACUACAGCCUAUUGUCGUAGGAAAAACGAGCCUCCUUCUAAAGUGUCUCUCUCAAGCAACACUGUGAACGAGAACAUUGCUGUUGGAACAGUCGUCGGCUCUCUGUCGACGUCAGAUCCGAAUCCGAGCGAUAGUCACGUGUACGCGCUGCUGUCCGAUGCUGGCGGCAAAUUUACGCUCAGUGGCAACAUACUCAAGAUUUCGUUUUCACCAGAUUACGAAACACAGCCUCACCUGUAUUCUAUUAAGGUGCGUAGUACCGACAAAGGAGGUCUGUAUCGUGAUGACACAUUCACUGUGUCUGUCAACAAUUUGAAUGAAGCUCCAGUAAAAGUCACGCUUUCGAAGUCGAGUGUUGACGAAAAUGCUGCCAAAGGCACCUUCGUUGGGUCACUGACAACCGUUGAUCCGGAAUCAUCUCAGAAACAUGCGUACAAGCUGAUGGAUUCUGCUGGUGGUCGUUUUGUUCUUAGUGGUAGAGACAUUAAGGUCGCUGUUUCCAAUUCUCGAUGUUUGGCUGAGGGUGGUAGGCAGUGUUUACUAAACUAUGAAGCCAGCAGCAGUCAUAACAUCGUUGUUCGAAGCACGGACAACGGGAAACCUCAAUUGUACAAAGACUUUACUCUUACUAUAACUGUUGGUGAUGUCAACGAUCAGCCCCGAAAUCUGCAUCUGUCGGGAUACACAUUACGGGAAGACAAACCGGCUGGCACCGUUAUUGGUACAUUGUCGUCUACAGAUGAAGAUCGGGGUCAGACAUUGACGUAUACACUCACUGAUAAUGCCGGAGGUCGAUUUGAAAUAAGUAAAGGCAAUCAGGUGGUCCGCAAGGCAUCAUCCGGUAUUGACUACGAGACAACACACAGUUACAAACUUACUGUCGUUGUGACAGACAGCGGAAAGCCAACAUUAAAGCUCUCCAAGGUGUUCACGAUUGAAGUAUUGAAUGUGAAUGAGGCACCCGUUUCUAUUGACUUUACGUCAGUCGGUGGUCAGUUGUCAUUUGCUGACAACAAGCCUCGUGUCAAAGAGAAUUCCGUCAAGGGCACGGUUGUAGGCACACUGGAAGCUCACGAUCCUGACUUAACCCAAACGCUCAAGUUUAAACUUGAUGAUACGGCUGGUGGUCGGUUUUCUCUAGAUACGAAGAAAGCAACGUGCACUACUAGUACAAAAGUGAAUGUUAAUACAAAAUGCACGGUUUCUGUUAUUGUUGCUGGCACAUUGAAUCACGAGAAGGAUGCUUUACAUACCGUCGUGGUUCGAGUGACCGACCAGCAUGGCUUAUUUAAGACGAGCAAGAUAUCAGUGACUGUUGUAGAUGUCAAUGACCGGCCAAGGGAUAUUUCAUUUUCUGGGAACCAGAUUUCGAUAGAAGAGAACAAGAACAAUGCACUAAUUGGAGAGUUCAGUACGACUGAUGACGAUCCUGCUAACAGCCACAAGUAUUUGUUAGUGAAUUCAGCCGGUGGACGGUUUGUAAUAUCAGGCAGCAAGCUGUUGACUGCCACCAAUGCUAAUCUCAACUACGAGGCAACCGGUCAACUUAGCAUUGUUGUACGAUCAACAGACACCGGUACACCUCCUCUCUAUGUCGACAAGGCAUUUACGGUGCAGAUAACGGAUGUCAACGAGGCACCUACUCUUGUGUGGCUGGCAUCGACAAAAGUGGACGAAAACAGUGGCAUUGAUACUACUGUAGGAAAUCUACAGACAACUGAUCCGGAUAACGAAAGACCAAGACAGAUCAAGACUCCCGUUCAGACGCACACGUAUACUCUCCUAGAUAGUGCACAGGGUCGAUUCAAACUUGACAAGGGAAUUUUGAAGGUGGCUGUAAGCAAUACUAAAUGCUUAACAUUUGGAGGUGCAGAAUGUAAACUGAACUAUGAGAAGUCGAAGACUCAUCGAUUGGUAAUUCGCUCUACUGACAGUGGAACUCCGCCACUGCAAAAGGAUUUUGCUAUUACUGUUUUUCUCAAUAAUGUCAAUGACAAGCCUCGCAGUCUGACUAUUGACAAUUUCAAAGUAAAAGAGAACAGUCCCAAAGGCACUCUUGUCGGGCGUUUGAAUGCAUCCGAGGAAGACAGUGGACAGAAGUUGACGUAUACCCUCACCAAUAGUGACAAGGGCAAGUUUUACUUGAAAGACAAUCAAUUGUUAAAAGCCUCGUCUGCUGAUUAUGAAACUAAAACCAAACAUUUGGUGACGGUGAAAGUGACCGACAAUGGCAAAUCUCCUCUUUCGAUAUCUAAGGACUUUGUAAUCGAAGUUUUGAAUGUCAACGAACCUCCUGUUUCAAUAGUUUUUAAAGAUACUAACAGCAAACAGACAUUUACAGACAACUUUCCUAAAGUGAAUGAAAACGAGGCACUGGGCACAGUGGUUGGGACUGUCGAAGUUCACGAUGAAGAUAAGAACCAGAAGUUGACGAUGACACUGGAUGAUGACGAUGGUGGUCGUUUCAGCAUAUCCAGUGCGUCCGCAGUCGUUUGCAGUUCCACCAGCAAAAUUACGGGAAUCAACACAGUCUGCACUGCCAAGAUUUAUGUGGCUGGGACUUUGAACCACGAAUAUACAAACCGUCACACUCUCAUCGUUCGUGCGACAGACUCAGGUGGUCUCUUUGUUGCAACAAAGUUUACUAUCUCUGUCCUGGAUGUUAAUGAUCCUCCUCGGGACAUUCAAUUGGCGUCGGGUAGUCCACAAGUUCGUGAAAAUGACAACAAUGCUGUUGUCGGUGAGCUGGUUUCCACAGACGAUGACACGACUCAAACUCACACGUACAAGUUACUCGACAGUGCAGCUGGUCGCUUUGUCAUAGUUGGUCGAGAGGUGAAAGUCUCGGCUAAGGCCAAUCUGAACUACGAGGCUGCACAGCAGUACACAAUACGCGUUAUGUCAACAGACAGCGGUGCGCCUCCUCUCUCAAAAACCAAAUCAUUUACCAUCAAAGUUCUGGAUGUCAACGAAAAGCCAACGGCUGUUCACAUCAGCAGUGAUUUGGUGAAAGAGAACAGUCCAAUCAAUACCGUUGUCGGAUCACUGACGACAUCAGACCCAGAUAAUUCACACAAAGUGUGGCAGACAUUUUCCUACCGGAUUGUAGACAGCGCUAAUGGUAGAUUUAAGGUGGACGGCAAUGUAGUGAAGGUUAAGCUUCCAAACACUCGAUGUUUGGCUUUGGGGGGCAAAGAGUGUGUUCUGAACUUUGAGGACAGCGAUCGACACGUGAUCACUGUUCGUGCGACUGACAGCGGAUCUCCAGCUUUGUAUGUGGAUUUUGCGAUUACCAUACACAUUCAGGAUGUAAAUGAUCGACUACGCAAUCUGGACCUGUCACACAAUGAAGUGCUAGAGAACAUGCCUGCCGGUACAGUUGUUGGUAACUUGUCUUCUACGGAGGAAGACACCGGACAAACAACGACUUAUACAUUGAGUGAUGACGAUAAUGGUAUGUUUAAGAUUGUUAACAACGAGCUGCAGAAAGCCAGGUCGGCUAACUACGAAACACAGAAGGCACACUCGGUUGUCGUUGUGGCGACAGAUAAUGGAAGUCCACGUCUACAGGUUACCAAACGGUUUACUGUAGAAGUCCAGAAUGUCAAUGAGCCACCCAUUAGCAUCAGUUUUACAGACACUGAUGGACAACUUUCGUUUAAUGAUAACUUGCCUCGUGUGGAAGAGAACUCUCCUAAAGCUACUGUUGUUGGUACGAUUGAGGCACUUGAUUAUGAUGCAAAUGAGACGCUUACUUUUCGACUUGAUGAUGAUGCUAACGGCAUGUUUGCUCUCGGAGAUUCUGCAGACUUCCAUUGCAGGACACUACAGAAUAAGAAGGGCAUAAAUACCUACUGUUCCACAACUCUAGUGGUUGUGGGGCCACUCAAUUAUGAAGGGAAGGAGAAGCACUAUGUGGAAAUUCGAGUAUCUGACAAGGAAGGUCUUUUCCGUGCUCAGCGAUUCGAUAUAGACAUAAUUGACAUUAAUGACGUUCCACAUGACGUUGAACUGAAGGGAAGAAAGGUCAAAGAAAAUCUGAACAAUGUGGUGAUUGGUCUGCUUACAACAGAAGAUCAAGAUGCCACUCACAGUCACGUUUACACAUUAGUGGACGAUGCUGGUGGUCGCUUUGUGAUAAAGAAUGAUCGACUGUUUACAUCAUCGACUGCCAACUUGGACUAUGAGUCUCAAUGGGAGUACAACAUUACUGUACGAUCUACUGAUGAUGGCACACCAGCACUGUUUAUUGAUGAAACGUAUGUAAUUACGGUGCUUGAUGUCAAUGAGCCACCAUCGCUCAUUGAGAUCAGCAACUCACAGAUUCGUGAAAACUCUCCAAGUCAGACUGUGGUUGGAUCACUGAAAAUAUCCGAUCCUGACAACUCUGGACCUAAGGGUGUGUGGCAAACCCACAACUGCUCUGCUAUACAGACCUCCGUUGGCCGAUUUACUGUAGACAACAACAUAGUGAAGGUUGCCGAGUCAGACAUCAACUAUGAGUCAAACGAUACUUUGGCGAUUGUGGUACGUUGUAUUGAUACCGGGAGUCCGCAGCUAUACCGAGAUGAGCUGCUUGUUAUCACUGUUGUGGACGUCAACGAAAUUCCCACCGGCUUGACAAUGACAGGAGGCGUGAUCGCUGAGAACUCAUCACCACAGGCAUUGGCCGUAUUUACUACCACAGACCCGGAUAAUGAAUUUACUCUUCGUCAGAACUUUACGUACACGUUGUUAACUAGUCAACCCCGUUUUCCGUUUGUGAUCAAUGGCAAUAAGCUGGAGACAGUUCGGAGCCUUAACUACGAGGCACAACAGUCAUGGCAAGUGACAGUUCGCACGACAGACCCCGGUGGUCUAUCGAUAUCAGAAACGUUUCAGGUGAACGUGACGGACGUCAAUGAUCCACCUUCGGCCGUUAACGUGGCCGGUACAGCGUCUGUACCAGAGAACAGCGUCGCGGGCACGUUUGCCGGACAACUACAGACAAUCGACGAGGAUUACGGGCAGAGUCACGUGUACAGAAUCGUAGCAGUUUCUGCAGGACUUGAUAUGCAGCACGUUAGGGCAGACUUGGUGACCGUUUUCAGUCUUGAUGCGGCAACCGGAGAACUAGCAGUCGGCGCAAAGGAAUCGUUGAAUUACGAAGCAAUUUCUGCGUACACGCUACAAGUUGUGACCACGGAUUCGGGUACACCGUCGUACUCGUUUACUGGAACGGUCACCGUCAAUGUCUUGAACGUCAACGAGGCACCAAGCAACCUCACAUUGAGUGGAAAUGAGAUCGUCGAAGGAAGCGCCGUCAAUAGCAAGAUUGGUUAUCUGACUGUCACCGAUCCAGACAACGAACUUGUUUUAAUCCAGACACAUCACUGCGUUGUACUCGACGCGGACAAUCAGCCUUUCAAGGUUCUAAACAAUCUCACUCUUGUCGUAAGCCAAGCAACUUUGGAUUAUGAGCAAGAAGAAUUUUACUAUGUUGGGGUUCGAUGCUAUGAUGAUGGUCAUCCUCAAAUGUAUGUCGAGUCACAGUUUACAAUCCAAGUGCUCAAUACGAACGAGGCCCCGUCUCAGGUCGGCCUAACAUCUUACACCAUCGAUGAAAACGAGGAUCCCGGCUCUCUGGUUGGCAUAGCAACAAGUGUGGAUCCAGACAACGAACAGAGUUGGGUGCAGAACGUGACAUUCAUGAUCGAAGAAGGCAGUCUGGUGCCAUUCGCACUGAACGGCACCGACGUCGUGUCCACGAUUUCGUUUGAUUCUGAGAACCGAUCACUGUACGUGUUCCACUUGAUAGCAAUCGACGACGGUCUGCCUCCUAAAAACACAAGCCAGAAGAUUGAAAUACACAUUAUUGAUAUUAACGAUCAACCCACCUAUGUGGGUCUCAACAGCAGCGGUGUGGAUGAGAACUCUCCCAGCGGUACGGUCGUCGGCAAUCUGUACACGAUCGAUGAAGACCGAUUUCAGUCCCACGUUUACAGUAUCAUCCCACAAGAUGGAGUUCCAGGUCUCUUUGCAAUUGACGGUAAUCACCUUGUGGUUGCUAGUGGUACCGAUCUGGACUACGAGAAGGAGUCGACAUACACUAUAGUAAUCAUGACCACCGACAACGGUUCUCCUCAACUCACCUACCAGCGCGACGUCGUUGUGUCCGUGUUGGACGUAAACGAGCCGCCGUCGAGCAUCGUAUCGUACAGUAGAGACGAGAUCGAAGAGAACAGUCCGGCCGGCACGUGGGUCGCCAAUCUGACCGUCAUCGACGAAGACUUUGACCAGACGCAUCACUGCAAGCUGCUGAACGGCACGCAAUACUUUACUCUCGUCGACAACAACGACACAAUACCGGAAAUAUUCGUGUCUCGCGAUGAUGCGGACAUCGACUACGAAACGGAUGCGAACAUUUGGAUCAACAUCGAGUGCGUCGACUCCGGCUAUCCGCCGCUUGCCGUCGAGCACUCGAUCGACAUCCGGGUGCUGGACGUCAACGACCCGAUUACGGCUAUCGUGCUGACCGGGUCUCUGACGGUACGCGAAGACAUUCCCGUCGACACGCCCAUUUUGGACGUUUCGGUCGCGGACGAAGAUAUCGGACAGACGCACACGUACGUCGUGGUCGGAGAGAUGUCGUUUGGUUUUACGGUCGAUAAUUCACGCCGUCAGCUCGUCGUCACCCGUCCGCUCGUGUUGGACUUCGAGACGCUCGACGAUCCGCACGUUAACGUUACCAUCGCGGUAUCCGACGACGGUUACCCGCCGUCGACGUACAAUCAGACGUUUACCAUCACAGUCGUUAAUAUUAACGAACCCCCGGUCAUUGUGUUGGACACCCUGGGUGUAUACGAGAACGCCUCGAGAGGAGACUUGAUCGCAGAGUUGACGUCGAGCAAUCCAGAAGACGGCCAGAUUAUUAGAUACCGCAUUCUAGACGUCGACGGUUUCACCAAUUUUACUCAGUUUUACUUACUUGACGUCGAGAAUUCCACUUAUCUCUAUCUCAACGACAGUAUCAGCUACGAGUCUCGGUCGUCGUAUCUGGUGGAAAUCGAAGCGACGGACGACGGAAAUCCGCCGGCGUCGUCGUUGACGCUGAUUACCGUCGACGUUCUUCGCAGCGAUCCGUGCGCCGUCGGCACCGCCGACUGUGACGAAAACGCUCUUUGCUACCGACUAUCGUCCAACGAGAGUCGCUGUGAAUGCGACGACGGAUACAGUGGUGAUGGACGGACGUGCAGCGAGAUCGACGAAUGCGCUGCCGCGUCGGCGCCGUUUGGUGUCACUUCUGUGUGCAACUACGGCAACUGUACAGACGAGAUCGCCAACUACUCGUGCACUUGUCUGCCCGGAUUCACCGACUUUGACUGCAGUCGUGAGAUCAACGAGUGCGCGUCGAAUCCGUGCGUCGGAGGACAGUGUGUGGACGGGGUGAACGGUUAUACUUGCGUGUGCGACGACGGAUACACUGGCGUCGCGUGCGACGUCGACAUCGACGACUGCGCAGCGGCACUGUGCGGCGGCGGCACUUGUGUGGACGGCGUGGAUGACUACAAGUGUGAUUGUCCGGAUUAUUGGGUCGGUGAUCGAUGUUCGUUUCCGGUCGACGUCUGCGAGCAGCCUGGCUUGUGUCGACAGAAGAACUGUAUUCCUAAGUCGGUCAAUGCUGCAGUUGUUGAAAAGCAAGAUGUGGGAGAGGAUGCAACUGGUCCACCGGUUGCAAUUCAGCCCAUCACAAUUACCAGUGUGAGCACCAAUGGCGGUGAUGACAACUCUUAUAGUGGUGACUCUCGGUAUGUGUGUGUGGCAGAUGAUAACAUUGUCACUAUUUUGUUACCUCCCGGAGUAAAUGCGAGUAGCCGUUCGUUUAAGACGGAUUGGGAACGGUAUUUGUUGAACGAUCUGUAUGUCAACAUACCGGCGGACGACGACGGCGAUAUCACCAACUAUGACGUUCCCGUCUCUUCUGUCUACAUCACGGGUGUUUCUACGCAACCGGAUGGCAGCGCGGCCAUUCACUUUGUGGUGAUGGUCAAUGACAAAGCGGUCGGUCCCUAUAGCGUGAUCGAGGGCUUAAACCAGAAUUGUCUCAACUCGACGUCAUUGGAUCACAGUGAUCUUAUUUGUGCUGCCGUGGAGAAGUCGGCAACUGCUCCGAAUCACCAAUCUCCGCCUAUUCCUUGCCUUGAUUGUCCAAAAGUGGCACCAGCAGUGGGCAGCAAGAAUACCAGUUCGAAGGAUAUCAUCUGGCCUGUCGUGAGCUGUGUGCUAUUCAUGGUUGUGGUUGUAGCUUUGGCACUGCUUUAUCGCAGUCACAGAGCUAAGAAGAACUUGAUGCUGAGGAGAGCUGAAUAUUCACCAGUAGGUGGUGAGGUAUACAAUGAAGGCGAUCACUGUGUAGAUAAUCCUCUGUUUUAUGACGGCGACGACGAGGAAGGCGAAGAUUAUGAACGAUCCGAUGCCAUGUCGGGUGUUGCAAACCCUUUGUUCACACCUGACUUUGAUGACGGUGUAGGAACGUACAAUAAUCCUGCAUAUAAACGUGCUGAUGUUGAUGUGUCACACAAUCCUAUGUAUUGUGACCCGGAUAAAAGCGAAGAUGACGGAGUAAUUGCAAAUCCGAUCUACCAAUCAUCUACCGCUACAGAAGCGAUUUAUGAUAAUCCGAAUGAUCUUGGCUGUUAGGAUUCCGGUCUGUGUGGACUUCUCUAUGCUGUUUUGUGAUUUCCUUUUGUGCUUUUUGGGUUUUGACUCUUUGUAUCGAUGUCUUGAUUUCUGGUUUGCAUUUUGCUGGUCAUCUACUGGUAUAUAACAGAUACGCUCAUCAGUUGUAUUGUUGAUCCUAUGAAUAACAGUAUGUAUGCAUAUGUAUCAUCAUUGUCUCU
This is a messenger RNA of Corticium candelabrum, 10551 nucleotides long. Its product is annotated as protocadherin Fat 4-like. Gene Ontology annotation, biological process: cell-cell junction assembly; cell morphogenesis; homophilic cell-cell adhesion. Gene Ontology annotation, molecular function: calcium ion binding; cadherin binding. The transcript is spliced from 38 exons. The record is from RefSeq and is a predicted model, not a curated record. NCBI's taxonomy places the organism in Eukaryota, Metazoa, Porifera, Homoscleromorpha, Homosclerophorida, Plakinidae. The coding region runs from base 59 to 10351 and encodes 3430 amino acids. Gene Ontology annotation, cellular component: membrane; adherens junction; catenin complex.